This is a messenger RNA of Marmota monax (woodchuck), 1996 nucleotides long. Its product is annotated as ubiquinol-cytochrome-c reductase complex assembly factor 3. Lineage: Eukaryota; Metazoa; Chordata; Mammalia; Rodentia; Sciuridae. The transcript is spliced from 2 exons. Gene Ontology annotation, biological process: mitochondrial respiratory chain complex III assembly; mitochondrial electron transport, ubiquinol to cytochrome c. The record is from RefSeq and is a predicted model, not a curated record. Bases 58 to 336 code for a protein of 92 amino acids. Gene Ontology annotation, cellular component: mitochondrial inner membrane.
AGCUACCCUCUAGGCUGCCGUAGACUACGGAGGUUGUCUCGUUGGUUGCACUCAGCCAUGCAGAGUGUGCAGAAAGUGCUGAUGGUAGUAGCGGUGCUGGGCGCUGGGGCUGGCGUGGGGUCCGCGCUCUUUGCUCUGGUAACCCCAGGAGAGCUGCAGAAGCAGGAGAUGCUGAAGGAGAUGCCCGAGCAGGACCCUCGACGCAGGGAUGAAGGGAAGAGGAACCAGCAGCUAGUGAUGGCCACGCUGCAGGAGGCCGCGGCCACGCAGGAGAAUGUAGCGUGGAGGAAGAACUGGUUGGUUGGCGGCGGCGGCAGCGGCGGGAAAUCAGCGUGAUGCCAGACCUGUCCGAGUGGGUGCUACGACCUUGGUUGGAGCGCAGAUCACAGCCUUUCAGCUCCGUGAAACCGGCGGGGAAUAUGGACCUCGGAUGCCGCACUCCAGGUCCCGGAGAGCGGCCGCCGGGUGAGCAUCGUACCCCCUUCAACUCUGCGCUGAUUGUGUUAACGUCCACAUCAUCCGCCAAAGUCGUGUCCGGGGUCGGUUGUGGUGAACAGAGAGAACCAAUAAAUUCUGUGCCACCCAAGUGAGCCGUGCAAUCGCACGCCUACUGGUGCUGAGAGAUGUGCGGGUCAUCGCUCCAGCCGGCUUGGGGAGCUCUGCUGAGCAGGGCUCCGGCCUGCCCCGCCCCAUAGCCUGAAGUUCUAUGGGCUUAGUAACCACAUUUUCAAAACAGGUCUUGUUAUGUAAGCGUUACUUCUGGGGAAAAUCAAGCGACAUUCCCGAAAUCGAAACUAUUCUGGAAAAGCUUGUUAGCAAUGGAUACUCAUAGAUGACAUCUGUUCUUUGAGGGAGGUUGAAGAGGGGCAUCUAGCACAUAUAUGCCUUCUGUGGCCAUUACUUAAUAUCUGGUUAAAGAGGUUUAGAGAGGCUGAUUUACUAGGGGUGGUGAAAGAAGCAUACUUUUAGUCAAGAUCUCCCGAAUGUUACAAAACCUGAGUCUGCCCUAUUUUGUAAAAGGCCAUAACUAUCUCCAGGAUUAUCAAUAGAUUAUCCCUAACUCUGUGGCUCAUACCUGUAAUCCAACAGACCUGGGAGGCUGAGGCAAGAGGAUCACAAGUUCAAGGCCAGCCUCUGCAACUUAACGAAACCCUGGCUGAGAAUGUGGCUUAGUAACAAAGCACCUCUGGGUUCAAUCCUCUGUACCAAACAAUAUAAAUAAAUAAAGGGGCUGGGAAUGUUCCUUCAUAUUACUCCUAGGUUCAAUUCUGGAUACCUCAAAUAAAAAAAGGCUAGCCUGCAUGAUGGUGCACAUUUGUAAUCCCAUCGCCUGAGGAGGCUGAGGUAAGAGGAUCUCAAGUUCCAGGCCAGCCUGGAUAAUUUAGUCAGAGACUGUCUCAAAAUAAAAAUGAAAAGGACUGAGAUAUUGCUUAGUGGUAGAGCAUUUGCCUAUCAUGUGCAAGGCCCCAAGUUCAAUCCCAAUACUAGAUGGGGUGUGGGGGAAUAGAUUUAGAAAUGUAAAGGGCCUGACAUAGCAAUGUAAUGGGUCCUCUCCCCUCUAAAGGUUCACACUGUAGUUCUGAAUCCAGUUAUAGGACCUAUUGGAAAUGCCACUGAGAAUGAGAUAAAUCACUGGGGUUGCAGCCCCAUUGUAGUCAGGUCACUCCCCUAUUUAUUUUUGGUGCUGGAGAUGUUUGAACCUAGGUCCUCAGGCAUGCUAAGCACAUGCUCUACUAACAAACUACACCCUCCAGCUUUUUUUUUUUCUUUAGUUAUCAAUGGACUUUAUUUAUGUGGUGCUGAGGAUUGAACCCAGUGCCUCAUGCAUGCUAGGUGAGCACUCUACCCCUGAACCACAACCCCGGCCCUUCCUUUGUUUUAUACCCUGUGAUUCCCAAGCAAGAUUGCAAUUGACAAAAAACACUGCUUUUAUUGAAUUGAGUCAAAACAAUAAAUAAAAGUUGUAUAACACUGUGAUGAACAGUUUAUAAUCAGA